UUUUAUUCUGCAAACAUUAUUUUUAAUUGAUUUCUCAUGUACUUUUAGUUGUAAGUGCAUAGAAUAAAAACUAAAUGAAAUAUCCCUAUCAGUUACCAUACAAUUAUGUUAUAAUUGUAUUAAUCUUUGAAGUGUUGUUAAAUAAAUAAAGCAAUUCGAAAUAUUUAAGCACAAUCUGCAGUUUUAUUUUAUGAAUUAACGAAGAAUGUGCGCAAUGUUCGAAUAAAUUAGGUGGCUAUGAGUGAUUUUUCCGUCUAAACAAAAAAAAAUUAUAUAAGACAACGUUAAAAUGUCAGCCGUCCGUAAGUUGUUUAAAAAAUAAUAUGGACUCUGACAAAAAAAGUAAAACGCGACGAUCCAGUUUUGUGAUUCAUAGCGAUAGAGAAGCUCCGAAAAAACUAAAGAAAGAAUGCAAAAGGGGCUACUACUCAGAAUUAAUUACCGAUUUGAGUACAAAGAGAUCCGGAUACGAAGGACUUCCCGGAGUGUACAAACACACCACAUUAUUAUGGCAAAUAAGAACUGAAAAGCAAUCGCCUAUAAUUGCGCUACAACCAGUUGCCAAGCCCCCCAACUUUUUGGCACCUGCUGAGAGAUGGAUGCAUUACAAAGAAGAGAAAGAUAUAGCUUUUCCUUUUGAAACGUUUAAACCGAAAGUACAAAUGCAACAUGAAGUGCCUCCGAAAUGUUUACCAAGAAAUGUUGCCAUUGAAAGGAAGAGGAGACAAUAUCAGGCCAGCGAUUUAAAGGAGCAUCUCUUUGACCUGAAUGUCAAAUAUGAAGAUUUGCUCCCCAUAGGGGAUUAUAAAACAUUAUUGGUAGACGAAAAUUUCAGCUUGUACAAUACCGUGAAUUAUCUACCGCUUGAGUUGUUCGACGAUGAAGAGUAUGAUUGCAGAUCCCCUGACAGUUGGCUAAAACAUGGGGUUUUGGACGGCAUUCAGCACCCAUUACCCGGGCUAGGUUUUGUUACCCUUCCGUCAGAAAUAAAUAACGAUGUAAUAGGCGAAGGAGUGUCUCAGGAAUAUACAGUAUUUUAUGGUUGGGUAAAUGUUGCCAUAAUGGAUUACGUACCCCAGAAAAAACAUUGGAAAGUUCUGACUCUCGAUGGACUACAAAGAACUUUUGUGUUGCCUCGUAUUUAUCUAAUGUUCAGAGCAGAAGACCCUCAGGUGUUUGCACAACGUAUACGAGCCGCUAUUGAUCUAAGAAACGACGUUGAAAAUAAAAUUAGAUAUGAAUUUUAUUUGGACUGUAUGGCAGUAACAGGUCUUUAUGAUAUCGAGGAUACUGUUAUGGAGCAAGUUUACAAAUCUGCAACAAGAGGAAGGCCAGUGAAAAUAAGCGACAAAGAGAUACUGGAAACGUUUGAAGUACAGGCACGAUUGUGCCAUAAAAGGGCUUUAGCCGAACUUCAAUUUAGACAAAACGUGAAAAAAGAUCCAGAUGUAUACAAUUUCUUCACAUUGCCGGAAAUAGACCCUAUUAAAGGACCGAGAGAAAAGAUUAUUACGGGAAUGGAUAACUUUGAAGAAGCUCGCGAAUAUUUUCGCUGGAUGAGCAUUUGGGUAAUCCCCGAAACUUAUAGGGCAAUGUCUCUUGUCGUCGAAAAAUGCUUAGAAGCGGAAAGAUUGUUGUUGUUCGUUACUAGUCACGGUGGCAAAGCUAUCAAAAUUGAAGAUUUCGAGGCUAUUCAAAUACAGGCCACAACUAAUUGCAUGAAAUUCUUGAAAGGUGCUUGGCUAGAAUCUAUCACGCACAACAUCAGAAUGUGCUUGGGUGAUGUGGGGAAAGGAUGGUUCGAUGUAAAUGAGAAAAUACCACGUACUUAUGAUAUAGCAAAAUUGAUAAGAUUCAUGGAAAACGUGAAACACAGAAUGCAGUAUUCAAUUCGAAUGCUAGCAAGAAAUUCGACGAAUAUGUUCGUAAAUUUGGUAGAAACACCAUGUCAGUGCUGUUUACACGUAGAGCCGGAUUUUGAUUGGGGAGAGGAUUUAGUUAAUACUCAGUUUAAACCAACUGGAGCUGCAUUGUUUUAUCAGCUUCUCAAAAUGGACGACAAAGGUCCUUACUAUAGCACUCCCGUGGAAACGUUUCCGCAAAUUUUGCUUCAAUUAUACGACACAGCGGUCGAACUAACGCAUACCAUUCCACAAGUUCAUCCUUUUCUACUCAAGUUUCUUAAAUACCCUCCUGACCUCUACUUAUCCUCUUUGGGGUUACUUGAAGAAGGAAUAAGCACACUACGCGAAAGAAUGCUGACCGGCUACGAAAAAGCUACAAUCCCACUCCUUGCUUAUGCAGACAAGUAUUACGCCCACAAGGAAUUAUACAACAUGGACGUUCCCAAAUAUAUUGAAAUGUACAAGGAAGAGCAACACGCUCCUUUCGAGUAUAAAGAAGACUUAAUCUACCAUUACAAGAUGAAGGACAAUUUGGAAGUAACAAUACCAGCUAAUAUUGUUAUUGGACCAUUUUAUAUAAAUGUUGAACCUUUGAAGAAGGUUUUAAUUACGAAAAGAGAAGAUAUUAUAGCCAAGUUGCUAGACCAGUUGACGAGCAAAAUGAAAGCUUGUAUCGAAGAAGUUUUGGACGAAUAUAAGGCCCUGAAUUUCAGGCUUUUAGAAAAGCCCACUUCAAUUGAACACAUUUACGAGAUAAGGGAUUGGAUGGAAACCAUUCCCUUGACGGUGAGACAGUUGGAGGAGACAACGAAAAGAUACUUGAUGGAAUACGAUAUUCUGGAUUAUUUCUGGUAUGCUCUGCCGCAGGAGGACUUUGAAAAUAAAUGGGAAGCAAUAGGGUGGCCACUUAAAAUAUCUCAGCAGAUUGAAGCGACCAAUGAAUUCUUGGAAGAAGAAACGGAUAAAUUCCGAAAGAUACAGUUGGAUGAGGAAUUAGCAUUAGAAGAAAGGAUAGAAGGCUUUACUGUACAAGUAGCGCAAUUGUCUGGUCAAAGAGACUUCACCAGGGCGCAUGAAGUAGCCAUAGAAAUUAAACGCCUUUGGAAGAAUAUGAAGGAGGCCCAAGAACAAGGAUUACUUUUGAAUUCACGGCAGAAGCUCUUUAAUAUGCCUGUAGUGCCUUUUGAUAAUUUAGUAGCACUUAUGAAAGAAUUUGAACCAUACAAAAACCUCUGGGUUACAGCAUCAGACUGGAUGAAAUGGCACGAAAUUUGGAUGGAUAAUCCUUUGGUAAAUAUUGACGGAGAAGCUAUCGAGCCAACAAUGGCAGAUAUGUAUAAGAUAAUGCAAAAGUCGAUUCGUAUAUUUGCUGACAUUGAGGCUGUCCAAACUGUUGCAAUGAGAAUAAGAGACGAAAUGGAUGAAUUUAGGCCGAUGGUUCCUCUUCUCAAAGCCCUAAGGAACCCAGGAAUGAGGCAAAGGCAUUGGGAUCAUAUUAGUGAAGAAACAGGAUUAAAUAUUGUUUGGACUCCAACCUUGACAUUCAACGACUUCCUCGCGAUAGGAAUAGAUCUUCACGCGGAUUUAGUGUUGCAUAUUGCUGAUAUUGCAUCUAAAGAGUAUUCCAUUGAAACAAUUUUGGAUAAGAUGCAACACGAAUGGGAGAAUAUCGAUUUGGAAUUACAACCAUAUAAAGAUUCAGGUACUUUCAUCGUUAGAGUUUCUGAUGAAACUCAACAGAUGUUGGACGAUCAUAUAGUAAUGACACAGCAGAUUUCGUUUAGUCCUUUUAAAGGAGCCUUUGAGGAAAGGAUCGACGAAUGGGAAUUAACACUGAAACUCACAUCUCAAGUGGUGGAAACAUGGAUUGAAUUACAAAAGACGUGGAUGUAUAUAGAACCUAUAUUUACCAGUGAAGAUAUAAAGCUCCAACUACCCAUAGAAAGUAAAAAGUAUUCGUCCAUGGAAAGGACAUGGAGAAGGAUUAUGAGAAAUGCUCAGAUCAAUCCGAAAAUGAUCUCGUACUGUGCGGACCAAAAGUUAUUGGAAAGCUUAAGAGAUUGCGUUCAUUUGUUGGAUCUUGUCCAGAAAGGUCUAGCGGAAUAUUUGGAGUUUAAGAGGAUGACAUUCCCCCGAUUGUUCUUCCUCAGCGACGACGAGUUAUUGGAGAUCCUUUCUCAAGCUCGAAACCCGUUGGCAGUACAACCUCAUCUAAGAAAAUGUUUCGAAAACAUUGCCAGGUUGACAUUUGAAGCAGAUUUGAAAAUUACUCAAAUGUUUUCGGCGGAAGACGAAUGUGUCGAUCUGGAUCCUCCUUUAUAUCCUGAAGGAGGUGUCGAAAUUUGGUUGGUUGUUGUUGAAAAUUCAAUGAAAAAUACACUGCGUACCACCUUUGGAAAGUCUCUCGAAGAUUUGUACAAGAAAGAUAGGAAAUCUUGGGUUUUACUUUGGCCUGGACAGAUAGUUAUUGCAUGCUGCCAAACUUAUUGGACUACUGGCGUGGAAGCAGGAAUUGCAGAAGGCCGAUUGGCACGAUUUUUUGACAUAAUGCUUGAUAAUUUGGACCAGUUGAGACAACUGGUAAGAGGCACAUUGACGUAUCUUCACAGAGAGAUCAUAUGUGCCCUCAUAGUGAUUGAGGUGCACGCAAGAGACGUCACGCAAAGUCUUGUUACUUCAAAAGUCAGCAAUGUCAAUGACUUCGACUGGAUAAGUCAAUUAAGGUACUAUUGGAUAGAACAGGAGGUGAAGGUGAGGGCAGUAAAUGCUGAGUUUCAAUACGGCUACGAAUAUCUUGGCAAUAGUGGAAGGCUGGUGAUAACACCGUUGACUGACAGGUGUUAUCUGACAUUAACUGGGGCGCUUCAUUUAAAAUUUGGCGGGGCACCAGCUGGACCUGCCGGCACUGGCAAAACAGAAACGACCAAAGAUUUGGGCAAAGCCAUGGCUAUUCAGUGCGUGGUAUUCAACUGUUCUGACCAAUUGGAUUUUAUGGCAAUGGGGAAAUUCUUCAAAGGCUUAGCAAGCUCGGGUGCUUGGGCAUGCUUUGACGAAUUCAACAGAAUAGACAUUGAAGUGUUAUCAGUUGUUGCUCAACAGAUAAUGACGAUACAAAAAGCACAACAGUCACGAUUGGACAGAUUUUUCUUCGAGGGCGUUGAGAUUGCCUUGAAAGCCUCGUGCGCGGUGUUCAUCACUAUGAACCCCGGUUACGCUGGACGGACCGAGUUGCCUGACAACUUAAAGGCCCUGUUCCGACCGGUGGCAAUGAUGGUACCCGAUUACACCCUCAUUGCUGAGAUUUCGCUGUUUUCUUUUGGAUUCGGGAAUGCGAAAAAGUUGGCCAAUAAAAUAACGACGACUUUUAAGCUCAGUUCGGAACAGCUUAGUUCCCAAGAUCAUUACGACUUUGGUAUGAGGGCCGUCAAGACGGUGAUAGCGGUCGCUGGUAAUUUGAAACGCGAGAGGCCUCAAAUGGAGGAGAACCAAAUUUGCUUGCGUGCUCUUAGAGAUGUCAACGUGCCCAAAUUUUUGAAAGACGAUUUAAAAUUAUUUAACGGAAUUGUUUCCGACUUGUUUCCCAGAAUGGUCGAAGAGGUGGUUGAUUAUGGCAUCCUGGAGGAGUCGAUAAGAACUCAGACCAAGAAAAAAGGUUUAGAAGAUGUUGAUGAAUAUGUAAAAAAAGUUAUCCAACUUUACGAAACUACAGUGGUAAGGCAUGGUUUGAUGCUGGUUGGCCCCACAGGUUCAGGUAAGACCAAGUGUUAUGAAAUUUUGAAAGCUGCAAUGACCGCUUUGAAGGGUAAACCGCAGCCCAGUGGUUACCCAUUUCAACCUGUGUGGACGUACGUGUUAAAUCCAAAGUCCAUAACCAUGGGUCAACUUUACGGUGAAUUCGAUUUGGUUACCCAUGAGUGGACCGAUGGGAUUUUGCCAUCAUUGGUACGUAUCGGGGUGAGCGCUGAGAAUAAAGACAAACGUUGGUACGUGUUUGAUGGUCCUGUGGACGCCGUAUGGAUAGAAAACAUGAAUACAGUCCUGGACGACAAUAAAAAGUUAUGCCUAAGUAGCGGAGAAAUUAUUAAAUUGCGUGACACUCAAACCAUGAUGUUCGAAGUGGCAGAUUUGGCUGUAGCGUCUCCAGCCACUGUGUCCAGAUGCGGCAUGGUUUAUCUUGAACCUGGAGUUCUUGGUUUACAACCAUUUUUAAACUGUUGGAUAGACAGAUUGCCUUUGUUAGCGAUAAAAUUCGCCGAUGAAUUUCAAGAACUCUUUCAAAUAUAUUUACUUCCGGCAAUCGUCAUUCUUAGAAGCAACAUGAAGGAAGUUUUGACAUCAGUUGAUUCAGCCCUGGUAAUAUCAUUCUUACGUCUGAUGGACUUCAGAUUAGGACCACUAGCGGGGAAGGACAAUAAGCCUCCGCCACCUGCACAGUUCAUUGAAUUGAUUCCGGUACUGUUGGUACCAUGGGUGGUAUUUUCUGUUAUAUGGAGCAUAGGAGUGACCUGCGACAACGACGGUCGCGUGUUCUUUUCUGACUGGAUUCGCGAAACUAUGGUGGAAAAUAAUCAUGCACCGUUAUUUCCAGCGAAGGGAUUGGUUUAUGAUUAUAAAUUACACGACGGCGGAUUUACUGAUGUAACAGAAGAAAACGAACCAAUACCACCAGCGUGGCACAAUUGGAUGGAAAAUAUGGAAGAGUACAAGAUAACGAUUGAAAUGCGGUUUUCGGAUAUCGAAGUGCCGACAAUAGAUAAAGUACGAAAUGCGGAAAUGAUUGGCAUUUUGCUUAACAACGAGGAUAAUGUGCUCUGCGUGGGACCAACAGGGACUGGAAAAACUAUAACCAUAAUCUCCAAACUGAGUCGAAAUAUGCAUAAAAAGUACAUUUGCGAUUUCAUAUGCUUUUCUGCGAGGACGAGUGCGAAUCAGACCCAGGAUCUCAUAGAUGGCAAGUUGGACAGGCGUAGAAGGGGUGUUUUUGGCCCACCAGUUUUGAAGAGACAAAUAUUCUUCAUUGAUGAUUUCAACAUGCCGGCCCUAGAAGUCUAUGGAGCUCAACCACCAAUUGAAUUAAUAAGGCAGUGGAUGGACUUUGAGGGAUGGUACGAUCGCAGAAAUAUUGGCGAGUUCAGGACUAUAAUUGAUACAAACUUUAUAUGUGCCAUGGGCCCCCCGGGUGGGGGAAGAAAUCCUGUAACGGCAAGACUUUUAAGGCAUUUUCAUUAUUUAACAUUCACCGAAUUGGAAGAUGACAGCAAAAUUACAAUCUUUGGUACCAUUCUUAAAUUUUGGAUAAAUCGUACAACUGAAUUUGCAUUCUUCUACGAGAUAUUAUUGAGACAAACUAUGUACGUUUAUUCGACAAUUCUACGCGAACUUCUUCCGACACCUGCAAAAACUCACUACACAUUCAACUUACGAGACUUGGGUAAAACAUUUCAAGGGAUACUGAUGAUGAAUCCCGAGUCUGUGACAUCCCUGAGCGACAUUGUUCGUUUGUGGUAUCACGAGAAUUGUCGGGUAUUCCAAGAUCGUCUCAUAAAUGACACCGACAGGCAAUGGUUCGAUAAUCUGUUAAGGGAUAUAAUAAAGAAACAGUUCCAAAUGGAUGACAAGAGAAUCAUAGGCAAUGAAGUGAUGUUUUAUGGAGAUUUUAUGGAUUCGACUUCAGACGAUCGCGCAUACAUUCAUAUUAAGGAAGUCGACAAAAUGAAUAAAGCACUUUUAAAAUAUUUAGACGAAUUUAACAAUCAAACCACCAAGCCCAUGAAACUUGUACUGUUCGAAGAUGCUAUGGCUCAUAUUUGCAGGGUGGCCAGAAUAAUUAGACAACCGCUUGGAAAUGGCCUUUUGCUAGGCAUGGGUGGCUCGGGAAGACAAAGCUUGACGCGACUUGCAGCGUUUAUAGCGGAAUACACUUGUUUUCAAAUCGAAUUAACAAAAACAUACGGAAAUAUGGAAUGGCGAGACGAUAUAAAAAAUUUGAUGCUCAAAUCCGGACUUCAGAAUGCCGAAACAGUCUUUUUGUUUUCUGAUACACAGGUAAAGACAGAAUCGUUUUUGGAGGAUAUCAAUAACAUUUUAAACUCAGGCGAUGUCCCGAAUAUUUACGCACCUGAUGAACUGGAUAAAAUUUAUCAGGGUAUGAGAACAUUGGUCCAGGAAAUGGGCUUGAGUGCCACCAAAUCCAAUCUCUACUCUGUUUACACAAGACAAGUCAGAGUCAAUCUGCACACAGUCAUUACUAUGAGUCCAAUUGGUGAGGUUUUUCGAGCUAGAUUAAGACAGUUUCCUGCUUUGGUGAACUGUUGUACUAUAGACUGGUACAGUGAGUGGCCUGAUUCGGCAUUACAGUCUGUAGCUCUACAAUUUUUGGAGGAAAUUGAGGAAUUGAAUGUAUCAAAUGAAGUUUUAAACGGUAUAGUUGUGGUUUGUCAAUAUAUGCACGCAAGUGUUGUAAAGGCCAGUGUAUUAUACAAGCAAGAAUUAUCGAGACAUAAUUAUGUCACUCCAGCAUCGUACUUGGGAUUGUUGAGCAGUUACACGGACCUGAUGAACACGAAAAAGGGAAACUUAACAGAAGGGGUUGGCCGUCUGAAAAUAGGUUUAGAGAAGAUGAGAAUAACCGGAGAAGAAGUGAAAGUGUUACAAGUGGACCUCGCACUAAUGAAGCCCGCUCUGGAAUUAGCAGCCAAAGAUGCUGAAGUGAUGAUUGCCCAAAUAGCUCAGGACACCCUUGUAGCUGAAGAAACUAAAGCGGUUGUGGAGAAGGAAGAGUUUGAAGCAACUAAAAAAGCUAUAGAAACUGAAACAAUUGCUGCUGAUGCUCAAAGAGAUCUAGAGGAGGCAAUGCCAGCUCUUGAAGCGGCCGAAGCAAGUUUGAAAUCCCUGAACAAAAACGACAUAACGGAAGUGAGAGCCAUGAAGAAACCUCCAGCGGGUGUCAUAUACGUAAUGGAAGCAAUUUGUAUUGUAAAAAACGUAAAACCUAUUAAGGUACCAGGGAGUCGUCUAGGUGAAAAAAUUCUGGACUAUUGGGAACCAGGUCGGGGUUUGCUUACCGAUCCUGGAGCAUUUCUUAAUUCUUUAAUGAACUUCGACAAGGAUUCUAUAACAGAGGAGAUGAUUCAAAAGCUUAAGCACUACGUGGAAGAUCCUCAGUUUCAACCAGCUAAAAUUAUCAAAGUUUCAAAAGCCUGCACAUCGCUGUGUAUGUGGGUACAUGCCAUGUACAAAUACUAUUUCGUCAAUUUAGUUGUGGCACCCAAGAAAGCUGCUCUAGCAAAAGCGAAAGAGGAGCUCGCCAUUACGGAAAGACAGUUGGCUAUAGCCCGAGAAAAAAUGAAAGAAGUCAUGGACAAUUUGGAUCUUUUGAACGCAAAGCUGAACGAGAAGUUGGAGUUUAAGGCUGAACAAGAACGAAACAUCAAUCUGUGCCAGGACAGAAUGAACAGAGCUGUGCGAUUGAUCUCAGGUUUAGCUGGCGAGAGAGUGCGUUGGAUUCAAACCAUAGCUAAUAUCGAAUCAAGCGUGGUAAACGUGACCGGAGAUAUUUUGAUCAGUUCCGGAUCGAUAGCUUAUCUGGCGCCAUUCGUUGAUAGCUAUAGGAGGAGACUUCUGGGCGAAUGGUUUCAGAUUUUAAUUGCUCAAAAGGUUCCUCACACACCAAAUUGCACUCCUGUUGCUGUAUUAGGAGAACCCGUGGUCAUACGCCAAUGGCAAAUUGACGGACUCCCCAGGGAUUACUUUUCGACUGAGAACGCGAUUCUGGCGGCAAAUUCCAGAAGAUGGCCCCUCUUCAUUGAUCCUCAGGGGCAAGCUAAUAAAUGGAUAAAGAAUAUGGGCAAGCCGAAAGGAAUAUCAGCGUGUAAGCUAGCGGACAGAGAUUUGCUGAGAACGUUGGAAUCAGCGAUUCGCUUCGGAAAAGCUGUAGUGAUUGAAAAUGUUGGUACUGAAUUAGACCCUGCUCUCGAUACUGUUCUUCUGAAGCAAUUAUUUAAACAAGGUUCAACUUGGGUUAUUAAGCUAGGCGACAUUAUUCUUCCUUACAAUUUCGAUUUUGAACUUUACAUAACGACCAAGUUACCGAAUCCCCAUUACAGUCCUGAAAUAUGUGUUAAAGUUCUUCUCGUAAAUUUCACUUUAGUGCCUAGUGGUUUAGAAGACCAGCUGCUCGGUUUGGUUGUGGCUCAAGAAAGACCUGACUUGGAAGAACAGAGGAGUGCCAUAGUGGUUUCGACAGCACAAAUGAAGCAAGAGCUGAAGGAGAUCGAGGACCGAAUAUUGUAUAAACUCAGUAUAUCUGAGGGAUCUCCUGUGGACGAUAUAGAUUUUAUUGUCACUUUGGAAGCAUCCAAAGUCAAAAGUGAGGAGAUAAAGAGCAGUUUAGAAUCCGCUGAAAUAACCCAAAUAGAUAUUGAUAACACGAGAAUGCAAUAUAUACCAGUAGCAAGAAGAGGACAGAUUCUGUUUUUCUGUGUUGCUGAUUUGUCUAAUGUGGAUCCCAUGUAUCAGUAUUCGUUAGAAUGGUUUAUUAACAUUUUCAGCAAUUCCAUGGCGGAAGCGGAAAAAUCUGAUAUUCUAAUGGAACGCGUUGGCUCAAUAAACGACGUAUUUACAUUUAGCCUUUACAGUAACGUUUGCAGAAGUUUGUUUGAGAAACAUAAGUUACUUUUUGCUUUUCUGUUAUGCAUUCGGAUAAUGAUGGAGCAGAACAAAAUCAAUGCACACGAAUGGCACUUUUUCUUAGCAGGAGGGUCACCACUUCAAGAGGAACCAAAUCCGGCUAGCGAUUGGCUUUCAGAAAAGGCUUGGAAGGAAAUUAUGUCUCUUCGAAAUUUACACAACUAUCAAAAGUUUGUAGAUACGUUUCAAGCAAACAUUGCCACCUACAAGGCGAUUUUUGAGUCGAUAGAACCACACAGAGAGAAGCUGCCGCCAUCUCUGGAAAGUUCUUUUGACGAUUUCCAAAGGAUGUUAAUAUUGAAAAGUCUUCGACCGGACAAAGUGACAAAUGCAAUGCAAGACUUCUUAACGGAGCACAUAGGGCAACAAUUCGUUGAGCCUCAAACGGCAGAUCUGGCGGCGAUGUUCAAAGAAGCGAGCCCUACGGUGCCCUUGAUCUUCGUUAUCUCUGCUGGUACAGAUCCGGCUGCAGACCUUUACAAAUUCGCCGACAAGAUGAAGAUGGCAAAGAGGAUGUUCUCGAUAUCUCUCGGACAAGGACAAGGACCAAGAGCCGAAGAAAUGAUUCACAGUGGAAAGGAAGUCGGAACUUGGGUCUUUUUUCAGAAUUGCCACUUGGCUCCAAGUUGGAUGCCCCGUCUUGACCGUCUCGUCGAAACAAUCAAUCCUGAUGCCGUCCACAGGGAUUUCCGUAUGUGGCUGACGUCAACUCCAUCUGAUUGUUUUCCAGUUUCAAUUUUGCAAAACGGAUCUAAAAUGACCGUGGAACCACCCCGAGGCCUCAAGGCCAACAUGCUCAGAGCCUAUUCGAACCAAGUGGUUGAUGUCGCAGAUUUCUUUCACUCAGAGCAUCCGAAGUGUUUGACCUUCAGAUAUCUUCUAUUUUCUCUAUGCUUCUUCCACGGGAUUACCUUAGAGCGAAGAAAGUUCGGUCCACUGGGGUUCAAUAUACCCUACGAGUUCACGGAUGGCGAUUUGAAAAUUUGUAUAUCGCAACUGCUUAUGUUUUUGCUGGAAUAUGAAGAAAUUCCCUUCAAGGUUUUACUGUACACGGCCGGACAUAUCAACUAUGGAGGAAGAGUCACAGACGACUGGGAUAGAAGAUGUCUAAUGAAUAUUUUGCAGGGACAUUACAGGACUGAAGUGAUUGAUACGAAUUUUUGUUUCGAUGAAGGAGGCAUUUAUCGUCAGCUUCCUCCAGAUAAUACUCUUCAGGAAUAUUUGGGUUACAUAAAGAAGCUACCUUUGAAUGACGAUCCUGAAUUCUUUGGUCUUCAUCAGAACGCUGACAUUAGUUGCGCACAAGCGAAUACUUACUUCGCUCUGGCCACUCUCCUUCUUUUGCAACCGAAACAAGUGGGUGGGUCAGCUUCUAGUCAAGAGGAAGAAACAGAAAAAAUGGCCAAGUCGAUCCUAGGUGAACUUCCUAGUGUUUUUGAUUUGCAGUAUAUAUCAAAGAGGUAUCCCGUAUUAUACGAAGAGUCAUUAAACACCGUUUUAUCACAAGAAGCCAUUCGUUACAACAAGCUUCUGAAUGUUAUAAAACAGACUCUCGUGGAUCUACUGAAGGCCCUGAAAGGGCUCGUUGUUAUGUCCGAAGUUCUUGAAAAAAUGUCCGCUAGUUUGUUCAGGAAUGCAGUUCCACAAAUUUGGGCCAGUAAAGCUUAUCCUUCCCUCAAACCAUUAGGUGCCUGGAUUAAAGAUUUACAUAUGAGAGUGGCUUUUAUACAAUUGUGGAUCGAUCAAGGAAUUCCGACAGUCUUCUGGAUUUCUGGUUUCUACUUUCCUCAGGCCUUUUUGACAGGAACUUUACAAAAUUUUGCCAGAAGAUACGUCUUAUCCAUCGACACCAUUAGUUUCAUGUAUAGGGUACUGAAGGAGCCUCCAAAGAUCAGACCGGCAGAUGGCGCUUGUAUAAGGGGGUUGUUUUUGGAGGGUUCCAGGUGGAAUCCGCAGAAAAUGACACUGGACGAAUCGAGACCGAAGGAACUAUACACAGAUAUGCCUGUGAUAUGGAUGAUACCUGAGGAAUUCCAUCAAAAACCCAAAGGAGUUUACAUUUGCCCGGUGUAUAAAACCCUCACAAGAGCUGGAACCUUGUCAACAACAGGUCAUUCGACGAAUUAUGUUGUGGCAAUAGAAGUCCCCAGCCAAAAGUCUGAGCAGCAUUGGAUUAAGAGAGGCGUAGCACUUAUAUGCGCUUUGGACUAUUAAAGUAUGGGGGAUGUGGAUUAUUUUUUUCAAAUAAUAAUUUUUGUAAAUAAGAUAAAAUAAAAGUAAUUUUUUCAAGUGAAACUUAUUAUGCGAGAUUGCGCUGGUGAAUACUGGUUGAGGUUGAGGGUAAAUUCGGUGGAGUGAGCGGGGUCAUUAUUUCUGUAAAGCUGUGGACUGAGGGCCAUUUGGGCGAAUAGAGAGAGUGAGGUAGAAGGGCUAAUUACAAGGUUAAAAGUGAAACUUUUUCUGGAAUGACGACGAUGAAACACAAACAUUCAAAAAUACAUUGGAGUCGAAAAAAGACUUGUUUAGAAUUAGAUCGAACUUAAUGCUACAGAAGUGAAACGUCUAUAGUUC
Agrilus planipennis (emerald ash borer) is the source of this 13163-nucleotide messenger RNA. RefSeq names its product dynein heavy chain 1, axonemal-like. Gene Ontology annotation, biological process: microtubule-based movement. Gene Ontology annotation, cellular component: dynein complex. The record is from RefSeq and is a predicted model, not a curated record. Bases 324 to 12806 code for a protein of 4160 amino acids. Lineage: Eukaryota; Metazoa; Arthropoda; Insecta; Coleoptera; Buprestidae. The transcript has 58 exons. Gene Ontology annotation, molecular function: dynein light intermediate chain binding; dynein intermediate chain binding; minus-end-directed microtubule motor activity.